AUGCUUAUGGAUUACGAAAUAUCAUCUUGCACUGAGAACGAUGCUGCUUUUGCUAUACUCUCUGUUGAGUAUAUGACUGAUAAACUACCUGUACUGGAAAAUGUUAAUAAUAAAGCUGGUAUAUAUGAAAGUUGUGAUUCAAAAAAUAAGGCUGAUACUUUGACUGUAAAUAAAAAUAUUGAGGUAUCUAAAGGUGAUGAUUCUGAAAAUAAUCGUGAUGCCUUGUCCGUCAUUGAAAAUAUUGAAAACGUUGUGUCUAAAUAUGAUAGUUCUAAAGAUGAGCCUAAUAAUAGUUCUGAAGAUAAGCUCGUCCGAGUUAAGAAGGAAAACAACAUUUGCACUCGAAAAACAUAUAAGUGUCGGCAUGGUGAUAAAUACCAGCCCAAAAAAAAUUUAGAUUCUACUAAAAAUCGAGAACGGGAAUCAGCUUGCAUAAAUUGUGGCUUUAUGCUGAACACUGCUUAUCAAAAAUACGAAAAUCGUGUCUUUGUUAACAAAUUUGUUGAAAACUAUAAUCAUAUAUUAUUAAAUAGUGAAUCAUAUCAACAAUUUUUGCCCUCAUCACGAAAGCGGAUAUUAAGAAAUAAGUAUCCCAACCAAGAAAUAUAUAGUAAAGAUCUUUACAAAAUGAUCCAUAAAUUUAAAGUUGACGCACAAGUUAAAAACGAUGCUACAACCUUGUAUGAACAUCUAUCAAAGUUACAACAAGAGAAUCCAGACUGUUCGGCAUUGCACAUUUCAUAUUCGGCAAAAUUUGUAAUUUCUGAUUUCGAUCAUCACUGGAUGGAACUGAUGAACAAAUAUCCAGAAGUUCAAGAAUAUUGUGAUAGAGUGUUGUAUUCGACUAAAGAAUGUUGGGCCCAUGUAUUUACAAAACGGUGUUUUUCAGCAAAUACGCAUUCAACUCAACGUGUUGAAAGCAUAAACUGGGUUAUUAAAUUAGAGGCAAACUCUGAAAAUUCUCUAUGCCAGCUUCAAAUUAAGAUUGAAUUAUGGCUUAAGGAUGAAGCAAAAUAUGCAAGUUUUCAGAAAUUUAGAAAUAUGAAUCCAACAACCGGUCUUUCUCAUGUUUCUGAUAAGAUCUUUAAAAGCGUUGAUAAUACGUAUAAGAAUAAACUUAAUAGUACAAAUCAGAAACAGAAUUAUGAUAUAGGAUUCAUAGAAGAGGAUUAUGAAAAGCCGCAGAUAUUAUUAGAUAUGGCUUUAGAAGAUUGUACUGGAGGCAAAGGUUUGACAUCAUUUGAUGAAAGUCAAGAAUCUUUUGUUCAAGUAAUACAAAAUGAUAAUAAACUGGUUUUAACUAGAACAUUUCAAGCGUUAGAAAAGAUUCAUGGGCAUGAAAUUAAUAAUAGAGAUGCUGUCAAAUUGGAUUCAAAGAAGGUUUCUUAUAGUUGUGGCCUUGGACUUUGUAAGAAAGCUUUAGAUAUAGCGAUCACGAAUGGUUCUAACGGUGCUUUAGAAGGUCUUCUGCAACGAUUUAUCAAUGAUCAAAUUGUUUCAAUGCAAAGCACUGAGCUAUCUGAACAGAAAAAUAUCAAUAGUUCUACAAUUUCAAAUCCACUUCAACACAAAG
This is a messenger RNA of Racocetra persica, 1573 nucleotides long. The record is from the annotation of a GenBank genome assembly. Lineage: Eukaryota; Fungi; Glomeromycota; Glomeromycetes; Diversisporales; Gigasporaceae.